Sphaeroforma arctica JP610 is the source of this 252-nucleotide messenger RNA. RefSeq lists its product as hypothetical. NCBI's taxonomy places the organism in Eukaryota, Ichthyosporea, Ichthyophonida. The record is from RefSeq and is a predicted model, not a curated record. The transcript has a single exon. The annotation marks the transcript as partial.
AUGCCUAUGCCCAAGCAACCUACUAACCUCGAAUCCACAAAACAUCACAUCACAUCACAUCACCACGACGACACCCAGAACCGACACACCAAAACACAUGCCUUCCUGAAGAUCCGCAUACCCAUCCCACCGCUCGCGAAUCCACGCUCAGUGCUGCUACCGGCAAUGUAUCCUGGCGGUAAAUUUGAGGUGACUGCACCUCUGACCAUGGGGACACUAUGGGAGCUUCAGCAGACCACACACUUUGAUCAG